AUGGUCGGCGCACCCAACGGCGCUCGCCGCGAGUCGAUGCUGCCUGCAGCAGGUCAGCAAGCGAGCACCAUGGCCGUCAAAGUCGUCGUCCGCAUCCGACCGAGCACGACCGCCGACGGCGCCGCCAACCUGCCCGCCCGCUUCCAGCGCAUCGCCGUUCACCCUCUCGGCACAUCCAGCCUGCAAGCCGACAACCCCGCUCCCGGCGCAGGCGGCUCGGUCAACACGGCGGCGGCGGGCGCCGGCAAAGCCGCCAAGCAGACGUUCACCUACGACCGCGUCGUCGCGCCCGACGAGGGCCAGCUCGCCGUGUACGAGGCAGCGCAACCUCUCGUCGCCUCGUUCCUCGACGGCUACAACACGACGCUCCUCGCCUACGGCAUGAGUAGCUCGGGCAAGUCGUACACGAUGGGCACCGACAUCGACGGCGCCUCGACCGACCCGGACCGCCAGGGCCUCACGCCUCGCGCCGUCGCCGACAUCUUCGACCGCCUGUCGGCCCUCCAGCGCGACUCGCGAGGCGGCUUCUCGUUCGACGCCAAGGUGUCGUACCUCGAGAUCUACAACGAGGACCUCAUCGACCUCCUCGCCGGCGGCGCCGACGUCCGCCCGACGGUGCAGAUCCGCGAGGACAAGGGCGGCCAGAUCCUGCUCCAGGGCAUCCGCGAGGUCAAGGUGUCGAGCGCGGCCCACGUCAUGGACCUCCUCGCGCAGGGCUCGACGCUGCGGCAGACGGGCGCGACCGACAUGAACGCCCAGAGCUCCCGCUCGCACGCCAUCUUUUCCCUCACCGUCACCCGGCGCAAGUGGACCGGCCCAGGUCCUCCUCCCUCGGCCCCGUCGACCCCGUCCUCGCCCCAGAACCGCCGCAUGUCGGCUCUGCCUCGCAUGUCGAGCCCGGCACCACCCGGUCGCGCCGGCACGCCCACCGGCGACCGCCCCGCCAGCCGGUUCGGCCUGCGCCCAACGAGCUCGCUCGGCCGUCCCAGCACGCCGAGCACCGCGUCGAGCGACGACGUCGAGGGCAGCUGGACCGUGACGACGUCCAAGCUGCACUUUGUCGACCUCGCCGGCUCGGAACGGCUAAAGAGGACGGCGGCGGCAGGUGACCGGGCCAAGGAGGGCAUCUCGAUCAACGCCGGCCUGUCGGCGCUCGGCAACGUCAUCAGCGCGCUCGGCGACCCGUCCAAGAAGGCGACCCACGUCCCGUACCGCGACUCGAAGCUCACGCGUUUCCUGCAAGACUCGCUCGGCGGCAACGCCCGCACGAUGAUGGUCGCCUGCGUCAGCCCUGUCGAGCUCAACCUCGCCGAGACGCUCAACACGCUCCGGUACGCCAACCGCGCGCGCAACAUCAAGAACCGCGCCGAGGUCAACGAGGUCGAGCAGGGCUGGGACGACGUCGAGUACCUUCAGCGCACGAUCGUCAAGUUGCGCGGCGAGCUGUCGGCCAUCAAGGCCGGCGACGGCGCCGCGCUCGCCCGUCGCAGCCUCGACCUGUCGUCGGCGCCAGCAGAAGCCGAGCUGCAGCAGAAGAUCGCGCACCUCACGGCCGAGCUCGCCGUUGCACAAGCCGCCGCCCCGAGCAGCCCGACGACGCCGACCGCGACCGCGCCCCUCUCGCGCGACCAGUUCGCCGCCGCCGUCGAGCCCAUCGUCGAAGAGUACGAGCGUUCCCUGUCGGCGCUCGAGAGCCAGCUCGCGCUCACUCGGGCCGCGCUCGGCCACUCGGACGAGGAGAUGCGCGAGCUCGAGGCCCGCAUCGGCGAGGAGCAGCACGCCAACGAGGCCAACCUCGCCCUCGUCGACGAGUUGCGCCUGCGCGUCGCCAAGCUGUCCGAGCGCGAGGAGACGACCGAGGCGUACGUGCGCGACCUCGAGGCGCGCCUGCGCGACGUCGACGACGCCGACGAGUCGCACGGCGCAGCUGUCGGCGCCUUGCGCAAGGAGCUCGCCCGCAACCGCGAGCAGGCGGCGGCGACCGAGCUCCACGUCCAGGAGCUCGAGGGGCGCCUCGCCUCGGCCGAGGAGGGCAACGCCGCCCUGCGGCGCCAGAUCGAGAUCCUCGAGCGCGACGUCGCCCACCGCGAGGAGUCGCACCGCGACCUCGAGGCUCGCGUGCAGCUCCUCGACAGCUCGGCCGACAGCAAGAAGCUCCUCGCCGAGAUCGACGACAAGGACCGCCGUCUGCUCGACCUCGAGCGCGAGCUCGACGCCGUCAAGGUCCAAGCCGGCACGGCGACCGACGAGGCGUCGCGGUUGCACAAGCUUGCGCAGGACGAGAAGGCGCUCAAGGAGGAGCUCGAGAGCCGCGUCCGCACGCUCGAGAACGGCCAGGCGCGCAACCUCGUCGCGACGCCGCCACGCACGCCCGCCAUGCGCUCGAGCGACGCGUCGUCGCUCGCCCCACCCGACCUCGACGCCGUCGCUGCCGCAGCAUCCGCGACCGACGAGCAGGCGGCCGUCGUCGACGCGCUCCGCAAGCAGGUCGCCCAGCUCCAGCACGCCCGUGACGAGACGACGAGCGAGCUCGACUCGGCCAAGGCCAAGUACGCCGAGUCGCUGCGCGAGAUCGACGACCUCAACGCGCAAGUGCAGGAGGCCCGCCUCUUGCGGUCGCAGGCGUCGGCGUCCGACCUGAGCGACGCGGGCCUGUCGCCCUCGUCGUCGCGGUUCGCCGGUCCUCGGCGAGUCGGCGGGCAGGACGACGACGAGGACGAGGACGAGGUCGAGGAGCUCGCGUCGUCGUCCGUCGUCGGCGGCAAGAACGGCUCGUCAGCGGCGCGCCGAGCGACGGGCCCGCGCACGCCGCACGCGCGCCGGAGCAUGCCGCUGUCGCCGCAGCAUCGGCUGUCUUUUCUCGGCCGCGGACAGGGAGCUGUGUCGCCUGCGCAUUUGCGCUCGGCUUCACUCUCGCAGGAGCUGUCCUCGGCGGCGUCAUCGCAAACCUCCUGCCCGACGAUUCCCCAACCCGUGUCGCCCUCGCCGAGCUCGCACUCUCGACGCGAGAGCUUCUUCGCCCCGUCGUCGACCUCGUCGACGAGCAACGGCGUCGGCGACCGGAGCUAUGAGCAGAUGAAGAGCGAGGUGCUCAAGCUCCAGGCGGCCCUCGACCAACGCGACGCCGAGAUCUCGGACCUCGAGGCGACCGUCCAGCACUUCCGCUCGCCGUUCGCCUCGUCUGCGCCCUCGCCCUCGGGCGACCGCUCCUUCCCUUCCUUCCCCGUCAUCACCGAGCGACCGGCGACCCCACCUCCUCUCCCUGCCUCGUCCGACGCCGACCUCCUCCUGUCGCCGCACACGCGCUCCCACUUUGACGCCCUGCGAGCGUCCGUCGGCGGCGCCGAUCCCGCGACGGUCGGCCUCGGCCUGUCGACCGCACCCGACGACGCCGCCCUCACGGCCUCUCGCCUCGACGACCUCAUGCGCUCGAUGGCGCAGAAGGAGUCGGCGCACCGCGAUGCUGUCGACGUCCUCGAGGGCGAGCUCGCUCAGCUGCGGCGCCAGCACGACGAGCUCGUCGUCCUGUCCAAGACGCAGGUCGAGAACAUGUCGGCCGAGAUUGAGCAGCUCCGGCGCGAGCUCGACGAGCGGCCAGCCCGAGGCGCUCUCGAGGUCGAGAUGGAGAAGCUGCGGGACGACGCGAGGGUCAAGGCGGACGAGCUGGCGGCGGCGAGGACGGCGCACGAGGACGAGCUCGGCCAGGUCAAGGCGGCCCUCAUGGACGGCGCAGCCGAGCACCAACGCGCCCUCGAGUCGACGCUCGGCGACCACUCGGCCACGAUCGACAGCCUGCGGGCCGACCACGCGGCCGCACUCGGCUCCUUGCGCGUCGAGCACGUCGUUGCUCUCGAGCGAGCAGUUCUCGACCGCGAUGAGGCGGUCCGCUCGUCGCUCGGCGAGGCCUCCUCGGUCGAGCACGAUCGGCUGCGCUCGGAGCUCGCCGUCACGCUCAAAGAGCGCGGCAGCGCCCAUGCCGCCGAGGUCGCGGCACUUCGUGCGUCGCACGAGGCGGCGCUCGAGCAGGUCGCGGCCGGCGCGGCCGAGUCGGCCGAGCGAGAGCGGGCGCAGGUCGUCGCCGCCCAUGCCGCCGAUCUCGACGCCCUGCGCUCCUCCCUCGCCUCGAGCUCGGCGGCCGAGCUCGACCGCCUCCGCACUGAGCACUCGAGUGCUCUCCAGCAGCGAGCGCUCGCCCAUGCCGCCGGGCUCGACGAGCUGCGGAACUCGCUCGGCGAGUCGGCGUCCGCAGCACUUGACGGCGUCCGCGCCGAGCAUGCCGCCGCGCUCGACACGCGCGCCGCAGUUCACGCCGACGAGCUCGCCGCCCUGCGCACCACGCACGGCGCAGCGCUCGCGGCUGCCUCGGAGAACGCCCUCGAGGUGACCGAGCGGGCUCGUGUCGAGCUCGUCGCCGCGCACGUCGCCGAGAUCGAGGCGCUGCGCACCUCGCACGUCCACGAGCUCGCAGCGCGUGCAAGCGGCGGAGCCGAGGAGGUCGAGCUCGCGCUGUCGAGCCUCGCCGCUCGUCACGAUGGAGCGCUCGAGGCGCUCAAGCGCGAGCACGCCGAGGCGCUCGAGCGGGCGCGGUCCGAGACGGCCGAGCAGGCGCAGGCGGAGCUUGAUGCUGUCAAGAGCCGGCACGAGCAGGAGCUGUCGGCCGUUCGAGCGAGCCUCGGCGACGAGCGCGAGCAGGCCAUGUCGGCCCUCAAGGAGGAGCACGAGAAGGCGCUCGCCGAUCUUCAGCAGCUCCACGCCUCGACGACCGACGACCUUCGCUCCACCCUGUCCGCCGAGCACGCCUCCCUCCUCGCCUCGACGCAGCAAGAGCACGCCGACGCGUUCGACCUACUUCGUCGCGAGCACGGCACGUCGCUCGAGCAGCGUCAAGCCGAGCACGUCGCCGCUUUCUCGGCGCUCGAGCACCUGCACGCCGACAAGCUCGAGAAGGCCGUCCAGGACGAGCGAGCGAGGCUCGUCGUCGAGCACGAGCAGGCGUCCGAGGCGCUCAAGGCGCAACACGCCGAGGCGGUCGAGCAGGUGCAGGCGGCGGCCGCGAGCGAGCGCGCUGCUCUGCAGGCGCGGCACGCCCAGGAGGUCGAGGCGGCCGAGUCAGCGGCGGCCUCUUUGCGAGUCGAGCACGAUCGCGCGGUCGACGCUGCCCAGCAGAGCCACGUCGCCGACCUCGACGAGCUCAAGGCCGCCUUGUCGUCCGAGCACGCUUCGGCGGUCGAGCGGCUCGGAGGCGAGCACGCGGCGGCGCUCGACGCCUUGCGCGACGAGCACGUUCGCGCCGUCGCCUCGCUCCGCGACGAGCACGCACGCGCGAUCGACUCGCUGCACGUCGAGCACGCCGGCGUCGUCGACCAGGCGUCGACCCGGGACCAGGACGCCGUCGUCGCCCUCGAGGUCGACCGCGACGCGCUCAAGCAGGCCCACGAGGAGCUCGAGGUCGCCCUCUCGGCCACUCGCGACGAGCUCGUAUCGGCCAAGGAGAGCCUGUCGAUCGUCGUCGCCGAGCGCGACGGCCUGUCGCAGCGCCUCGACAAGCUCGCGGCGCAGCACGCCAACUUUGUCGCCGACCACGCCAAGGAGGUCAACUCGCUGCGCCAGACGCUCAAGGUCCAGCAGCACGCUCCCUCGACCUCGGCGUCGUCGUCUGGCGACCUGCAGGAGGCGCUCGCGGCGCUGUCGUCGGUCGAGCAGGCGCACGACGAGGACGAGCGACACGCCGCCGUCGAGCAAGCUCGCGCCGCCGCCUCUCGCCUCGACACCGCCCUCGCCCAAGCUCGCCAGGAGCGCGACGGGCUGUCGACCAAGCUCGCGCGCAUGUCGCUCUCGUCGGCGUCGGCCGCUCCGCUCGGACUCGGCCUGCGAGCCCAAUCACCGCCUGUCGGGCCCGCCGCUCCGCCGGUGGACGCCUUUUCGGCGCUCUCGAGUCGCGCCAAGUCGCCGACGGGCGAGCUCGACCGCGCCACGUCGCCGCCGCUGCGCAACGAGCGCUUCCUCAGCAACGGCUCGACCUUUAGCCUCAAGGCGCCGCCGCCCACCCCGCCGCCGACCGUCCCUCCUCCACCUGCGCCGCACCCUACCGCACCUCUCCCGCCGCUGCCGCAAGAGUCGCCGAGUCGGACGGUCGGCCGGCGUGCGUCGAACUCGUCCGUCACGGCGUCCACCUCGCCCGAGCAACGGCGUGGCUCGCUCGGGCCCGACCCGUCGGCGGCGGCGGCCCAGGCGCACGCGCAGGCGACGCUCGACGCGGCGCGUGCCCUCAAGGAGCAGCACGAGCGGCUCAAGCAGCGCCUCGCACAGCGCGACGCCGAGUACCAGUCGCAGGUGGACCUCGUCAACACGCUCGAGUCGGCGCUCAACGACUCGGAGCGCAACCUGCGCAAGGCGCGGCUCCAGUCGAACGAGUAUGCGCGCGAGCGGGACCAGCUCAAGGAGCAGGCCGACCGGCUGCGGCUCGAGGCGCAGGACAACCACUCGACGAGCGAGUCGUACCGCCAGAGCGUGAUCGACAUGGAGGAGCGCCUGCAGGAGCAGCGCAACCGCGAGCAGAGGGCCGAGCGCGCGAGGCUGGACCUUGAGGCGCGCAUGGCCGAGGUCAACAAGCGCAAGAGCAAGUUCGCCUGCUUCUAGACCGUCGUCACUCGUUCGACCCUACCCCUGCAUCAUCCCCUCGCACUCGCAAAGAUACCCCGUCGGCGUCGUCGUCGUCGUCGUCGCCAGCGCUCGUUCCCCUUCUCAUGUCUCUCUCUCUCUCCCGAGUUGUUAUCGCGUCGGCCGGUGUUGUAGUGACGCUGCACUUGUGAUUUGUUUCAGAGAG
This is a messenger RNA of Rhodotorula graminis WP1, 6826 nucleotides long. RefSeq lists its product as uncharacterized. Gene Ontology annotation, molecular function: microtubule binding; ATP binding; microtubule motor activity. Lineage: Eukaryota; Fungi; Basidiomycota; Microbotryomycetes; Sporidiobolales; Sporidiobolaceae. The record is from RefSeq and is a predicted model, not a curated record. The transcript is spliced from 6 exons. Gene Ontology annotation, biological process: mitotic spindle organization; microtubule-based movement. Bases 1 to 6639 code for a protein of 2212 amino acids.